This is a messenger RNA of Cavia porcellus (domestic guinea pig), 1039 nucleotides long. RefSeq lists its product as uncharacterized. Gene Ontology annotation, cellular component: EKC/KEOPS complex. The coding region runs from base 1 to 870 and encodes 289 amino acids. Lineage: Eukaryota; Metazoa; Chordata; Mammalia; Rodentia; Caviidae. The record is from RefSeq and is a predicted model, not a curated record. The transcript has 3 exons.
AUGCGGGCUCCAGAUGUCCAGGGAGGUGCUGAGGGAGAGGAGGGCGACGUAGGUGCACCAGUAGGUCCUGAAGAGCUUGACCUUAUUGGAGGCAGGGAAUGGGUACAAGUGGAAGGCGCUGCUGCCAACCUUAUUGGAGGCGGGGAUUGGGUACAAGUGGAAGGCGCUGCUGCCAACCUUAUUGGAGGCGGGGAAUGGGUACAAGUGGAAGGCGCUGCUGCCAACCUUAUUGGAGGCGGGGAUUGGGUACAAGUGGAAGGCGCUGCUGCCAACCUUAUUGGAGGCGGGGAUUGGGUACAAGUGGAAGGCGCUGCUGCCAACCUUAUUGGAGGCGGGGAAUGGGUACAAGUGGAAGGCGCUGCUGCCAACCUUAUUGGAGGCGGGGAUUGGGUACAAGUGGAAGGCGCUGCUGCCAACCUUAUUGGAGGCGGGGAUUGGGUACAAGUGGAAGGCGCUGCUGCCGACCUUAUUGGAGGCGGGGAUUGGGUACAAGUGGAAGGCGCUGCUGCCGACCUUAUUGAAGGCGGGGAAUGGGUACAAGUGGAAGGCGCUGCUGCCAGGGACCGCCCCGAGGAACAGGGCAUGGGGCAGGGGCCUGAGCGCUGCAGAAAUACCUCUACAGGAGAACUCCAUGAGUUCCGCCUCUCAUUGCCUUUCUGCGACGCCAAGGAUGCAGAAUUUGUUCACCUACAUCUUUCCUUGGAAGCUGAUCCCCCGAUAAGGGGCGUUCACAGAGAGAUCACAGUGAGCGGCAACGACCUGAAUAUCUUGAUAACUUCAGAAAACUCACACCUUCUACAAGUUUCUGUCUCCUACUUGCUGGACCUCCUUUUCCUGGUUUAUCCAGUACUGGAAAGCUGUGAGCAAUAGUUUCUGGACAAGCCUAAGCUGCAAAAGAGGAUUCAGUUUUCAUCAUCUAUCCUCCAGCCCUAUGCAGUCACUUUCCUAGUUCAGGGAUUCCUUGGGUGCCCUGUCAAUUGAUUUGGAUCUGGAUCGACCUCCCGUGAAUGAAGGCUUGUUCUGAUGAAAAUAAAAUCAA